Molecule: messenger RNA, 1182 nt
Organism: Racocetra fulgida
Lineage: Eukaryota; Fungi; Glomeromycota; Glomeromycetes; Diversisporales; Gigasporaceae
Source: the annotation of a GenBank genome assembly
GAAGGAAGUGUUGGAACUUGCCAGUCAAUUGUCAAAUACACUAUUGGAAUGGGUGUGGAAGAACAAGACAAAAAAGCCAUAUGGACGGAAGAUGCAGAAAGCUGUAUUUCACACGGGUCAAUUGAAACGGCCAGAGUAAUUUACGCUCAAGCUCUGAAAGCUUUCCCUGGUAAAAAAUCUAUAUGGAGAAGAGCUGCAUUCUUGGAAAAGUCACAUGGUACAAGAGAAUCACUGGAAGAAUUAUUGCAACGCGCUGUUAGAUUUUGUCCUCAAGCCGAAGUCUUAUGGCUUAUGGGGGCCAAAGAAAAAUGGUUAGCGGGUGAUGUAGAUGGCGCCCGAUUUAUUUUAACUGAAGCUUUCAAAGCAAAUCCAAAUAGCGAACAGAUUUGGUUAGCUGCUGUAAAGCUCGAGGCUGAAAAUGGUGAAGAUGAACGUGCUCGUAUGUUACUGCAAAAGGCAAGAGAACAAGCGGGCACAGAAAAGGUGUGGAUGAAAUCAAUAGUUUUAGAACGCCAGCUCGGUAAAAUCAAUGAAGCAUUAGCAAUGUUGGAUGAAGCAUUGGCUCAAUACCCAACUUUCGAUAAAUUAUGGAUGAUUAAAGGACAAAUAGAGGAUGAAAGAGGUGAAUUACCGACAGCACGAUUAACUUAUACUAAAGCCGUUAAAAAUUGUCCAAAAUCGAUUCCAUUAUGGAUCCUUGCAUCUCGUUUAGAAGAAAAAGCUGGGCUGUUGAUUAAAGCUAGAGCUACCCUUGAAAGGGUAGAAUUGCGGGGUAAUAACACUAGCAUGGCUAAGGCUUUAUUGGCAAAAGAAGCUAUUUUCAUGGAAUCUCGCCCACAACGCAAGACUAAAUCAGUGGACGCGCUCAAGAAAUGCGACAACGACCCUAUUGUCAUUGCGACAGUAGCGCGCUUGUUCUGGGCCGAACGCAAAGUGGAUAAAGCACGCACGUGGUUUGAAAAGGCUGUAAAAGUUGAUCCAGAUCGCGGAGAUUCUUGGGCCUGGUAUUAUAAAUUUGAAUGUCAACAUGGAACAGAGCAACAACAGCAAGACGUAAUUUCUCGCUGCGUAUCUGCUGAACCGCAUCAUGGUGAACAAUGGCAAAUUGUUGCAAAAGAUAUGAAAAACGUUGGCAAGAAUAUCGAAGAAAUUCUUAAAUUGGUAGCACAGGCUCUUUCGUGA